AUGGAAGAAGAUUCCAGAAAAUACCUCACCAUCAACACACACAUGGGGUUGUUCCAGUACAAUAGACUAGUGUUCGGCAUCACUUCAGCACCCGCUAUCUGGCAACGCACCAUUGAUCAAGUGCUGGAAGGGACAUCUGGCACAAGCUGUAUACUUGAUGACAUGAUUAUCACUGGAAAGAGUGAUGAAGAACACCUGGCUAACUUAGAAGAAGUCCUUCGACGGCUACAGUUUCAUGGUUUGAGAGCUAACAAAGCCAAAUGUGAGUUUUUCAAGGAGAAGAUAACCUAUUGUGGACAUGAUAUUGACAAGGAUGGCCUUCACAAGUCUACAGCAAAAGUAGAAGCGGUUUUGGAAGCACCACGCCCAAACGACGUAGCUGAAGUAAGAUCAUUUCUCGGGCUAAUCAACUACUACCAUAGGUUCUUACCUAACCUGUCGACAACUGUCCACCCCUUGACUCAACUCUUGGGAAAGGACCACCAAUGGAAGUGGACAGAGCAAUGCGAGGCAGCAUUCCACAAGGUGAAAGAAAUGAUCACUUCAGAGCAAGUUCUAACACAUUAUGAUCCCAGUCUGCCACUUAGACUUGCUUGUGACGCAUCCCCCGUAGGCAUUGGAGCAGUGCUUUCUCACGUAAUUAACGAUGGUACCGAGCGACCUAUAGCUUUUGCUUCAAGGACACUGACAAAAACUGAGCAAAAGUAUGCGCAGAUUGACAAGGAAGCUUUGUCGAUAAUCUGGGGUGUCAAGAAGUUUCACAUGUACCUGUUUGGCCGUCCUUUCACUCUAUACACAGAUCAUCAGCCAUUAACUUCAAUCUUUCAUCCGCGGAAGAGCAUCCCCGUGGUCACCGCAGCACGUCUUCAACGUUAUGCCUUGUUCCUGGCAGGCUAUGACUACUCCAUUCAAUACAAGAACACUAAGGUUCACAGCAAUGCAGAUGGUCUUUCCCGCCUACCACUGUUAACGGAAGCCAAAGAUGAAGAAGUGGUUGACCCAGUGGGUGUAUUUAAUUUGAUGCAGUUUGACCCUUUGCCAGUCACAGUGGACAACGUUAGACGAGAGACACAAAGAGAUCCUGUCUUGGCCCAAGUGCAUGAAAUGACCAGGAAGGGAUGGCCAAACAACCAUGACCCUGUACUCAACCCCUAUUUUGUUCACAAAGAUGAGAUCACGUUACAAUCAGGCUGUUUGAUGUGGGGAAUAAGAGUAAUAAUACCCCCAAAACUACGCCCUCAAGUUCUCAAGGAACUUCAUCAGGGACAUAUGGGAGUCGUGAAGAUGAAGGCCCUGGCCCGAAGCUACACCUGGUGGCCUGGAAUCGAUAAAGAAAUUGAACUGUCUGCUAAGUCCUGCCCAGGUUGCCAACUAGUACAGAGGGAGCCCAGUACAGUGCCAGUGCACCCAUGGGAAUGGCCUUCGUUGCCCUGGCAACGAAUUCAUAUCGAUUUUGCAGGUCCCUUCCUUAACAGCAUGUUUUUAGUGGUAGUGGAUGCACAUUCACGUUGGCUAGAGAUAGAGAAAAUGAACACUACAACCUCAGCGAAAACCAUUGAAACCCUUCAGAAGUUGUUUGCAAGAUAUGGCGUACCAGCCCAGUUAGUGAGUGAUAGUGGGCCUCAGUUGACAUCAGAAGAGUUGCAGCAAUUCCUUAAGAGAAACGGCAUCAGACACAUCCCCUCAGCACCUUAUCACCCUGCCACCAACGGCCUAGCAAGAAGGUGCUAUCCAGAGUUUCAAGAAUGCCACGAAGAGUGA
Molecule: messenger RNA, 1761 nt
Organism: Stylophora pistillata
Lineage: Eukaryota; Metazoa; Cnidaria; Anthozoa; Scleractinia; Pocilloporidae
Biological process (GO): DNA integration
Molecular function (GO): nucleic acid binding
Source: RefSeq, a predicted model, not a curated record